AUGCUAAUAAUACACGGUGCUUAUAUUCAGCAACCCGCGUUUCCCAAUAAGCGUUCGAGCCUCUCAACGUUGGCUCGUUGCUUCCCGACUCAACGUUUACUCGUCAUCAGUCUGCUCACCCUCGCGAGUGCCGUAAACGUCCAACUUCUGGGGACCAACGGUUCCCUUCAUGGUAUCCCAGGGCUUCAUCUGCUCCAUCUCUUACUCAAGACGCUUCGAGGGCACGCGCUUGAUCUCGUCGAACUUGGUCUCAACGUCCUCGCUGAAGGCGAGACCAACACGAGAAAGAACGUCGCUGAUAGCAGCGUGAGCCAACUUGGCAGCCUGCUGCACGGUGUAGCCGUUAAGGAUACCGUACAACAGAGCACCACCGAAGACGUCAUCGGCACCAGCAGUGUCGACAGCGAGGGCGGUGCUGGGAAGGAUGUACUGGAACUUUCCGCCGUAGAAGAGGAAGGUACCGAAUUCCUCCGUCAUCAUGAUGACGGCCUUGUGGAUGGGCUGCUCACCGCUGGUGGCCUUCAAGAAGUACAAUUUCAGACCACUGAUGUUGUUAAUGCCGUAGAGCCUGGCAAACUCCUCCUUGGUACCGCAGACGUAGGCAGACUUGUCAACGAUGUUCAACAGAGCAUCCUUGUACUUCACGCUGUACUCGCUGGUGGGCAACAAGGUGAUGAGCUUCUUGCCACUGUUGAGGGUAGCGUUCACCAUCUUGGUGGUCAAAGCAAGCUUGCUAGGGCUGCGCAACAUGUUGGUGCUGACGACGUAGUAGUCGAAGUCCUUCAUGUCAGAUUCGCUGACAUCUUCCUCGGAGAUGGAGCUUCCAGCACCGAAGACCAGGUAGGUCUGGCGGUCACCAUUGGGAGUCACAAGGGAGUGCAACUCGGUGGUGGUCUCACCGGGGCGGUGGAUGGUCUUAACCUCAACACCAUCGGCAGCAAUGGCCUCUUCGAACUGCCUACCCAAAUCGUCGUCACCAAGAACACCAAUGAAAGCGGCCUGGCCACCCAACUUAGCGUAGGUACGGGCAGUGGUAACCGAGGGGCCAUCGGGGUUGAUAGCGGCCAGACCCUUCUUCUCACCCAGGCAGGUGAAAGUCUCCUCACCCUCGUUGGUGUAGCUGAUGUCGAGGUCCUCACCACGGCGAACGGCGGGCUUGUACUUCACGUACAUACCCAUCGCGGCCUGACCCACGAAAAGAAGACGAGAGGGGCCCUCCUCAAUGAUGUCGCAGUCCUCGCCAUGUUCGUAGCUUUUGCAGAAGAUCAGAGCUGCAGUGCAGCAGAGCUUGAAUGCAGACGCAGUGAUAGAUUUCAUUUUGCCCAGUACACCGCCAAGUCACGCUAA
Messenger RNA from Babesia ovata, 1347 nucleotides. RefSeq names its product 5-methyltetrahydrofolate--homocysteine methyltransferase, putative. The record is from RefSeq and is a predicted model, not a curated record. Bases 1 to 1347 code for a protein of 448 amino acids. The transcript has a single exon. Lineage: Eukaryota; Apicomplexa; Aconoidasida; Piroplasmida; Babesiidae.